CGGCUCCAAGGGGGGGGCCACUGGGGCCAUGCCCCCCCCCCAGGCUUCUCAAAAAAUUUAAAAUUUUUAACAUAUUUGUCCUUGUGUACUAUUAAAUCUUGAUUUUAAUUACCAACCUAACAAUUUUAUUUGGCGGCCUAAAAAAACCAUAUGACAUUAAUAUGAGGUGUCAGGUGUGUAUCAUAAUAUAGGAACGUAGUCAUAGUCGGACUCUGUACUAAUUUGGGGAAACAACUAUUAACAGUGAAUACUCAAUUACACUAUUACAGACUACAGUCAUAAACUCAUAACAUUUUAAUACGUUUUCAUAGUAAAUUGUCGACGGACGGUUUAUGUGCCUAUAUAAUUUAGUCAAUUAUACAGGGUGUAACAGAAAGAUAUGACAGAUUUACAUGUACAUUUACACAAAUCUGUUAUAUCUUUCUGUUAGUUGUUACACUGUGUAUAGUCCUUAUAAAAAUUAAAAGAAUAAUACUAUAAAUAAACGUGUUUACACGAAUCUACUAUCGAGUAUCGAUGUAUCAUGGCAUACAGCAUAAGGACAUUUCCACGAAAAACCUAAGCCCCCAGUAUUCUAAAAAUAAUCAAAAUAUUAUUCAUCAAUGUAUGUGUCCGCCGCGCCGGUCCGCAUCGUCGCGUCGAACAUACGAUAAACUGUUAACGAUUAUUAGUAAUGGGCAAUGGCGAAUCUGUAGUCUAUAAUUCAAUAAUUGUCUAUACAGUGGACUGUAGUGUAUCCGAAUCCCACUGGAGUACUGGACGACGUUUGAUCAGCCGUCAGCAAUUGAGCAAUAUAAUGAAUAUUAAGGAGAAAUUAAGUAAAUUUGUAUUCGUCUCUAAUUGUAAUAAACAUAUUAAUGAAAAUAAAAACCAAAGUGUUAAAAACAAAUUUGAAGAAAUUGAUUCAGAUCAAUAUGAUCAUGUUCAAUUAAAAAGAUCAAAAAUAAAUGAUUAUUUUAGCACUCAAGAAUUAUCAAUACCGUCCAGUUCAGGCAGUUCACAUUUACCAACAAACAGUGAAAAAGAGGAAUUAUCAAUACCGUCCAGUUCAGGCAGUUCACAUUUACCAACAAACAGUGAAAAAGAGGAAUUAUCAAUACCGUCCAGUUCAGGCAGUUCACAUUUACCAACAAACAGUGAAAAAGAGGAAUUAUCAAUACCGUCCAGUUCAGGCAGUUCACAUUUACCAACAAACAGUGAAAAAGAGGAAUUAUCAAUACCGUCCAGUUCAGGCAGUUCACAUUUACCAACAAACAGUGAAAACAAGUUGGAAGAUAUAAUUUUACUGAAGCCAGAUAUUGGAUUUUACAUAGGAAAAACAAACAUUGAUGAUUACACAAAAAAGGCAAUAUUGGAAAAUCACUGGUAUCCACCUGAAGAUUAUGUUUUUCCACACUCUGAGCAUAAUCGUAAUAAUAAAGUCCGUAAACGAUAUCCAUCAUUUAAACAUUUCAAAUCAUAUAACUGGUUAGUUUUGUCAGAUCUAUGUCGAGGAUUGUUUUGCAAAUAUUGUUUCCUGUUUGCGCCUUCUACCGCAUCGAAUAAUCAAUUAAAUAUACUUGUUAAAAAACCAUUAAUAACAUUUGCAAAACUAGAUGGCCAAGAUGGUACGCUUAAUAUGCAUUCAAGAAAUAAAUAUCACCAUAAUGCUGUUCAGUCUGGAAAAAUCUUUCUACAAACUUACUUAUGUCCGGAAAAAGACAUUAUUAAUCAAGUAUGUUCACAAAGAGUGCAACAAAUCAAAGACAAUCGUGAAAGGUUACGCCCAAUUAUAGAGUCAUUAAUAUUUUGUGGUCGGUAGAAUAUUGCUCUGAGAGGCCAUAGAGAUGAUGG
Acyrthosiphon pisum (pea aphid) is the source of this 1833-nucleotide messenger RNA. RefSeq lists its product as uncharacterized. The transcript has 8 exons. NCBI's taxonomy places the organism in Eukaryota, Metazoa, Arthropoda, Insecta, Hemiptera, Aphididae. The coding region runs from base 674 to 1801 and encodes 375 amino acids. The record is from RefSeq and is a predicted model, not a curated record.